Messenger RNA from Cavia porcellus (domestic guinea pig), 3007 nucleotides. RefSeq names its product CCR4-NOT transcription complex subunit 2 (gene Cnot2). The transcript has 16 exons. Gene Ontology annotation, biological process: nuclear-transcribed mRNA poly(A) tail shortening; regulation of stem cell population maintenance; regulation of DNA-templated transcription. NCBI's taxonomy places the organism in Eukaryota, Metazoa, Chordata, Mammalia, Rodentia, Caviidae. Gene Ontology annotation, cellular component: P-body; CCR4-NOT core complex. Bases 335 to 1930 code for a protein of 531 amino acids. The record is from RefSeq and is a predicted model, not a curated record.
CGGUCCUUCCUGUGACACGACCCUUGAGUGACAGUUCUAUUUGAUUGCCUCCAGUACUGUGAGGAAAGGACACGACUCUAUGGUGAGGACUGAUGGACAUACAUUAUCUGAGAAAAGAAACUACCAGAGCAGAAGAAUUUCAUCGUUUAUCAUGUUCUGGUUGGACUCCUUUCUUAUCGUUUGCUGGAGUUUGAACUUCAGAACUAUGGUGUCAACCCUGCUGUAAUAUCUCAGGGGAACUCCUAGUGUGGGGCUGGUGCCAUGGCUCACCCUCCAACCUUUCCUUCUUCACUUCAGCCUCCAGCUCUGAGCUUUCAAAUCCCCAGAGUAGCAAAUGUUGAAAGAACUUGCACAGGUGACAAACAGCAUGUUUGGUGCUUCAAGAAAGAAGUUUGUAGAGGGGGUCGACAGUGACUACCAUGAUGAAAACAUGUACUACAGCCAGUCUUCUAUGUUUCCACAUCGGUCAGAAAAAGAUAUGCUGGCAUCGCCAUCUACAUCAGGUCAGCUGUCUCAGUUUGGGGCAAGUUUAUACGGGCAACAAAGUGCACUAGGCCUUCCAAUGAGGGGGAUGAGCAACAAUACCCCUCAGUUAAAUCGCAGCUUAUCACAAGGCACUCAGUUACCGAGCCACGUCACGCCAACAACAGGGGUACCAACAAUGUCACUUCACACGCCUCCAUCUCCAAGCAGGGGUAUUUUGCCUAUGAAUCCUAGGAAUAUGAUGAACCACUCCCAGGUUGGUCAGGGAAUUGGAAUUCCUAGCAGAACAAAUAGCAUGAGCAGUUCAGGGUUAGGUAGCCCCAACAGAAGCUCGCCAAGCAUAAUAUGUAUGCCAAAGCAGCAGCCUUCUCGACAGCCUUUUACUGUGAACAGUAUGUCUGGAUUUGGAAUGAACAGGAAUCAGGCAUUUGGAAUGAAUAACUCCUUAUCAAGUAACAUUUUUAAUGGAACAGACGGAAGUGAAAAUGUGACAGGAUUGGACCUUUCAGAUUUUCCAGCAUUGGCAGACCGAAACAGAAGGGAAGGAAGUGGUAAUCCAACUCCAUUAAUAAAUCCCUUGGCUGGCAGAGCUCCUUAUGUUGGGAUGGUAACAAAACCAGCAAAUGAGCAAUCCCAAGACUUUUCAAUACACAACGAAGAUUUUCCGGCAUUACCUGGUUCCAGCUAUAAAGAUCCAACAUCAAGUAAUGAUGACAGUAAAUCUAAUUUGAAUACAUCUGGCAAGACAACUUCAAGUACAGAUGGACCCAAAUUCCCUGGCGAUAAAAGUUCAACAACACAAAAUAAUAAUCAGCAGAAAAAAGGGAUCCAGGUGUUACCUGAUGGUCGGGUUACUAACAUUCCUCAAGGGAUGGUGACGGACCAAUUUGGAAUGAUUGGCCUGUUAACAUUUAUCAGGGCAGCAGAGACAGACCCAGGAAUGGUACAUCUUGCUUUAGGAAGUGACUUAACAACAUUAGGCCUCAAUUUGAACUCUCCUGAAAAUCUCUACCCCAAAUUUGCAUCACCCUGGGCAUCUUCACCUUGUCGACCUCAAGACAUAGACUUCCAUGUUCCAUCUGAGUACUUAACGAACAUUCACAUUAGGGAUAAGCUGGCUGCAAUAAAACUUGGCCGAUAUGGAGAAGACCUUCUCUUCUAUCUCUAUUACAUGAAUGGAGGAGACGUAUUACAACUUCUAGCUGCAGUAGAGCUUUUUAACCGUGAUUGGCGAUACCACAAAGAAGAACGAGUAUGGAUAACCAGGGCACCAGGCAUGGAGCCAACAAUGAAAACCAAUACAUAUGAGAGGGGAACAUAUUACUUCUUUGACUGUCUUAACUGGAGGAAAGUAGCUAAGGAGUUCCAUCUGGAAUAUGACAAAUUAGAAGAACGGCCUCACUUGCCAUCCACCUUCAACUACAACCCUGCUCAGCAAGCCUUCUAAAAUGACUUCCCUUUUCUUGGGGUAUGGCUGUCUCAGCACAAUACUCAACCUAACUGCAGAACUGAUGUGGCUCAGGCACCCUGGUUUUAAUUCCUUGAGGAUCUGGCAAUUGGCUUACGCAAAGGGUCACCAUUUAAGGUCCUGCCUUACUAAUUAUGUGCUGCCCAACAACUAAAUUUGUAAUUUUUUUUUUCUAGUUUGAGCAGGGUCUGAAUUUUUUCCUUUAUUUUCUUUUUUGCCAGCAGACAGACUUAAGUCUGUAAAGACAACAAGCAAGUACACUGACAGAGGUUUACCAUUUAGUUUCUUAAAUGUAAAAAAAACAAAACAAAAAAAAACCAAAAAAACCCACAAAAGACUCUACAAAAUUAGACCACAAAAUUCGCAUUGUUCAUUGUAGCACUAUUGGUAAUAAAAUAACAAAUGUUUGUGCAUUUUUAUGUGAAGAUCCUUCUCGUAUUUCAUUUGGAAAGAUGAGCAAGGUCUGCUUCCUUCAUUUUACUUCCCGUUCUGUUUUUGAAAGGCAGUUGCGCCAAUCUUAAAUGCAAGAAUAUCUGACUGUUGAGAAGAAAGAUAUUGCCACAAUCUCUGGAUGGUCUCCAGGGUUGUGCUAUUACUGAGCUUCAUCUUUCCAGAAUGAGCAAAACACUGUCCAGUCUUUGUUACGAUUUUGUAAUAAAUGUGUACAUUUUUUUUAAAUUUUUGGACAUCACAUGAAUAAAGGUAUGUAUGUACGAAUGUGUAUAUAUUAUAUAUAUGACAUCUAUUUUGGAAAAUGUUUGCCCUGCUGUACCUCAUUUUUAGGAGGUGUGCAUGGAUGCAAUAUAUGAAAAUGGGACAUUCUGGAACUGCUGGUCAGGGGACUUUGUCGCCCUGUGCACUAAAGGGCCAGAUUUUCAGCAGCCAAGGACAUCCAUACCCAAGUGAAUGUGAUGGGACUUAAAGAAGUGAACUGAGACAAUUCACUCUGGCUGUUUGAACAGCAGCGUUUCAUAGGAAGAGAAAAAGAUCAAUCUUGUAUUUUCUGACCACAUAAAGGCUUCUUCUCUUUGUAAUAAAGUAGAAAAGCUCUCCUCA